AUGGGUAUCGAUCUUGUCGCUGGUGGCAAGGUCGUUGGCAAAAAGAACCGCUCGUGCCCCAAGUCGGACAAUGUGUACCUGAACCUCCUCGUUCGGCUGUACCGUUUCCUCGCUCGUCGGACGGACGCCAAGUUCAACGACAUUGUGCUGCGUCGUCUCUACCAGAGCAACGCGAACCAGGCGCCUCUGUCGCUGGGCAAAGUUGUUCGCUUCAUGAAGAAGCACGAGGGCAAGAUCGCUGUCGUCGUGGCUACUGUCACGGACGACAUUCGUCUGCUGAGCGUGCCCAAGCUGACGAUCGUGGCUCUCAACUUUACCGAAACGGCCCGUGCUCGCAUUGUCAAGGCUGGCGGCGAGUGCUUGAGCUUCGACCAGCUUGCUCUGCGUGCUCCCAAGGGGACCAACACGGUGCUGCUCCGUGGCGCUCGUAAGGCCCGUGGCGUGUACGCCCACUUUGGCCACAAGUCGACGCUCGAGUCUGUGCACACGCACGACCACGUCAAGCCGUACGUCCGCAGCAAGGGCCGAAAGUUUGAACGUGCUCGUGGCCGCAGGAAAUCGCGUGGCUUCAAGGUGUAA
Peronospora matthiolae is the source of this 579-nucleotide messenger RNA. The record is from the annotation of a GenBank genome assembly. NCBI's taxonomy places the organism in Eukaryota, Oomycota, Peronosporomycetes, Peronosporales, Peronosporaceae.